GUAUUUCUUUCGCUUCAUUAGUGUUUAUUUUCGCCGCUCUGUUUCCUCAGGGGUUUCUCUCGUCCCAAAACCCCAGCGAUCAAAACCAUGGAUCAACAACUCUCCAACGAAAGCCUAGAAGCGAUCUUCUCUCGCCUCAAACCCUACUGCGUCGAUCUCCUCGACCUCCUCCGAAACCCUAAGAAGCGCGCCCCCUUUCUCGUCGACAUGGCCGAUUUCCUCCGCUGCGCUCCACCCCAAGCUCUGCAGCCCUCCGUCGAGUAUACGAUGUUCCCUCUUCUGCUGCUUUUGGAUGCGGCGGUUCAGUGCAGAGCGGGGGAGAGAGCCGAUGAGCCGAUGAAAAACCUUGAUAUCAGUGAUUCCGUUGCUGAAGGAGUUUUGUUAUGCAUCGAAGAGCUUCUGAAAAAAUGUCAUCUUGGUUCUGUUAAUCAGAUGGUUGUGGUGCUGAAGAAGUUAACAUCUGGGGCUAUGCUUUCACCAAAUGAGGCAUCAGAGGAAUUUCGUGAAGGAAUUAUCAGAUGCUUAAGGGCAAUGCUUUUCAGGAUCCAGCCUUGCGCUGUGAGGUCUUGCACUUGCAAAAAACAGAUAACCUUGCCGAAAAUUAUCACUGCUUUGGAAGCACAAUAUUCCACUCCUUUGAAGUACUAUCAUGAGCCAGACGAAUGUUUGCUUGCAUUUCUUCAGUCUAGAGAUGCUUCUGCUGCUGUAGGGCAUUGGCUUUCACUUCUUCUACAAAUUGCAGAAACUGAGGUUUCUCGAGGGCAUCGUGGUAGCUCAAGUUUAAGGAUGGAAGCACUGUUAACACUUCGUGUGUUAGUUGCAAAGAUUGGUUCUGCUGAUGCCUUAGCCUUCUUUUUACCUGGCAUAGUGAGUCGCUUUUCGAAAGCUUUGCAUCUGACAAAAAGUAUGAUAAGUGGUGCUGCUGGAAGCACAGGGAGCAUUGAGCAUGCAGUUCGUGGGUUGAGUGAAUUUUUGAUGAUUGUUUUACAUGAUGAGGCAAACCUUAGUGGACUUGAGACGUCCGGCGAUCCUAUCACUGAGCUGAGUUUAAAAAGUGGAUCACCAGAGUCUGUUCUGCAGGCCCUUCGCUGUUUAGCUGUUCCUCAAUCGGAAACUUUAGCAGAACAUCCAGUACAUCAAAUGGAUGCUAUCUUUUCUUCCAAAGAAACAGUUACAAAGAACAACAACCAUGCCAAUGGUGGCACUCUAUACGUAAACCGUACGAAGCAGUGGAUAAAUAAAACUUCUGAAAAUGUUGAUAAGUUACUGUCUGUUACAUUUCCACAUGUAUGCCAUCCAAACUUUAGUAUUUGUUGUUUCUUUACUUUGGUAAAAAUAAAUAUCAGUACAGUAAUGUAUAAGGGGGUUGCUAGAAAGUUGCAGUUUUACUUUGAAGAUAAGCAAACUAAUGCUUUUGCUGCACAUGAGUCACUUCAAUCACUAUUCAUGUCAGUCAAGAAGUUCUUAAAAGAAAAUGAGGUUUCUCAUUUGUUUACCAGCCUCAUUGAGAGACUUCCCAAGGUCGUACUUGGAAGCGAGGAAACAGCUGCCAUCUCACAUGCUCGGAGAGUACUAGCGUUCAUGUAUUAUGCUGGUCCACAGCUUGUAGUGGACCACCUUUUUUGUUCACCUAUAAAAGCUGCUCGUUUCUUGGAGUGCCUGAGGCUAUCACUGAGUCCUAGUUCACAAUUUUCUGGUCCUGUUGAUAAACUUAUUUUAUCUAAGCCACUCUCUGUUGGAUACUUACUGUCUGUUGCUGAGUUGAAAGCUGGUGUUCUCACUGGUGAUGCAAGCUGUGGUAUUGGAGCAGUUGCAAGACCUGUCUCAGAUCUGUCUGUUUCGGAAGAUAAGGACUCACAACAUCUUCUAGAUAAUGCAGACACUGGUUAUGAGCUCCCUCACAUGCCCCCUUGGUUUGUAAAUAUUGGUAGCGAGAAAUUAUACACGACUGUUGCCGGAAUACUGAGGCUUUCGGGUUUAUCUAUAAUGGCAGGGAACAUCAGUGAUGUAUCCUUAUCAGUUAUUGCAGAUAUUCUUCUAGAAUAUUUGCGCAAGCUGGUUUUGGAGCUGAGAAUGAAGGAUUAUAACAAAGAAGCUUGGCAAGUUUGGUAUACUCAAAGUGGUUCUGGACAACUGCUGAGGCAAACAAGCUCUGCAGUUUGCAUGCUGAAUGAGAUAAUUUAUGGACUCUCUGAUCAAUCAGUCAACUUAUAUUCACAACUAUUCAGGACGUCUGAGGCAGAAGUUGAAAAUCGGCAAACCAGAUUUAUUUGUGAUGAUUCAACUUGGAAAAUUCACAAUAAGAAGGAUGCUAUGGACCAUAUAAUUCAUUGUAUUGGAAGCAUUUUGCAUGAAUAUCUCUCUCCUGAAGUGUGGGAUCUGCCAGCAGAUCAAAGCUCACCUUUGCUGCAGCAAGACGCAGAAAUGUCAUUGUCCUUGCAUUUUUUCCGUGAUAUCACUAUGCUCCACCAGGAAAUAUAUCAAGGGAUAGGAAUCUUCAGCAUGGUUCUUGGACCAGAUUUUGUAUCCAAUGGAUUUAUGCACUCUACUCUUUAUUUAUUACUUCAAAAUCUUAUCUGUUCAAGUUGUCAAAUAAGAAUUGCUUCAGAUGCUGUCCUACGGGUGCUUGCUUGUACAUCCGGCCAUCCUUCCGUAGGACAUUUGGUUGUGGAAAAUGCUGACUAUAUUAUUGAUUCUCUAUGUCGGCAAUUGCGACACUUGGAUCUUAAUCCCCAUGUUCCUGGUGUAUUUGCUGCAAUUCUUUCCUACAUUGGUUCUGCUCAUGAAAUCCUACCAUUAUUGGAAGAGCCGAUGCAAGCUGUUUCUUCGGAGCUGGAGGUUCUUGGUAGGCACCAGCACCCUCACUUAACAAUCCCAUUUCUAAAGGCCAUAAAUGAGAUUACCAAGGCUUCAAGGUUAGAGUCUUGCAAGCUGACCCAGAAGGCUGAGUCAUUUUAUGGAUAUGUCAAAGUGGAGAUUACCGACAUUUCUGAAGCAACAGACAGCAGAAACAACAUUAACCUUCAUUUGGAGCACUUAGAAGAAUUAUUACUUCAGCUGAAUGAGAUGAGAAGGUAUCGACGAAUAGUUGGAUCUCUCACUGGAUCGUGUUUAAAGGCUUCAAUACCUUUGCUUUCUUCUUUGAAGGAAUCAGCUUGCCUCCUAGCACUAAAUAUAAUAGAGGAUGUUACUAUAUCUCUUUCAAAAGUCGAAGAAGGCUAUAAACAUGAGAAAGAAACCAAAAUCGCAAUUGAGAAAGCAAUGCAGUUAGCUUCAUCCACUGAUCUCCAGGAGGACAUGGAUAUUGGAGAUGGUGAAGCCGAUGAGAACAGAUUGCUCCCAGCAAUGAACAAGAUCUGGCCUUAUCUGAUUCUCUGCAUGAAAAAUAAAGUUUCAGUGGCUGUUAUUACUAGAUGCAUAAGUGUACUUAGCAGAGCAGUCCAAAUAUCAGGAGGAAGUUUCUUCAUCCGCCGGUUCCAUAGUGAUGGGUCCGUCAUCUGGAAACUGCUAGCCUCGUCACCAUUUCGGAGACCUACGCCAUCGAAAGGUGAUAAACAAAUACUUCUUCCAUACAGGAGCGCUCAGUCUUCAGAAGAUGCAUUUGCCGAAACUUCCAGCCUAAAGAUGCAAAUUGCAAUUUUAAACAUGAUAGGGGAGUUAUCUUCUAAUACGAAAAGUGCACCAGCCAUUGAAGCGGCACUCAAGAAGGUUGCUGGUCUUGUAGUUGGGAUUGCAUGCAGUAAUGUGGUUGGUCUCCGUGAUGCCUCGAUAAAGGCAUUGUCUGGACUUGCUUGCAUUGACCCGGAUCUUAUCUGGCUUCUUCUGGCUGACGUUUACUACUCGUCGAAAAAUAAGAACAUGCAUAGACAACAACCACCAACAUCAGAUCUACCUGAGAUGAGCCAACUUCUACCUCCUCUGUUAUCUCCUAAGGACUACUUGUACUUGCAGUAUGGUGGAGAGAGUUCGGGCUUUGAUCUUGAUUUCUCGUCAGUAGAUUUUGUGUUUCAAAAGAUGCAGGGUGGAGAGUUGACCUGAUAAAUUGUAUGUCAUCCAAAGCUGGCACUGUUGUAACUUUUGUGUAUAUUCUAUAAAUUUAUAUAUUUAUAAAAUUUUGUACAGAUUUCUGA
This is a messenger RNA of Asparagus officinalis (garden asparagus), 4130 nucleotides long. RefSeq lists its product as uncharacterized. The coding region runs from base 88 to 4038 and encodes 1316 amino acids. NCBI's taxonomy places the organism in Eukaryota, Viridiplantae, Streptophyta, Magnoliopsida, Asparagales, Asparagaceae. Gene Ontology annotation, cellular component: cytoplasm. Gene Ontology annotation, biological process: chromatin remodeling. The transcript is spliced from 17 exons. The record is from RefSeq and is a predicted model, not a curated record.